CAUCACCGCUCUAGUGGUCGCCUGCAAAAUACACCGCCUACUGAUAGAUGGGGGUGCCGCGGCAGACAUCCUCUUUCAAAGCACUAUCAACAAAAUGGACAUCGACCCGCCCUUAAUCAAGCGCGCCCAAGGGAACUUGGUCGGCUUCUCUGGAACGAGGGUUCCAGUAAUUGGUGUGGUAACUCUUCCUGUUGUUAUCGGAGACCAAGAACCGCGCGUCUCAAAGCAAGUCGAGUUCACAAUAGUCUACUGCAAAUCGUCCCACAACGGCAUCUUGUGCCGACCCUUCCUAGCAAAAUUCAUGGUCCUUCCAUCCACAUGCCACCAGAAGCUUAAGUUCCCCACUAAGAUGGGAACCGGAGAGGCGCUCGGGACACCAUGGGGAGCCCCAAAGCUAGAAGGAGAGGCCCGGCAAACCAACAUUGUCGACAUAAGGCCAGAGGAACCCUACCCGGAAUCGAUGGAUUCCGAUUUCGAGGUCGCGCUCGACCCAACCGAGCCGACUAGAAAAAUAUGCAUCUCGACUCACGUCCGAGACGACGCGAUUGAGCCGCUGAUAGCGCUACUGAAGGAAUACAAGGAGCUAUUUGCCUGGUGCACAGAAGACAUGCCAGGGGUACCAAGGCAUGUAGCCCAACAUUGCCUCGCAGUCCCGCCUAGCGUGCCUCCGAGGCAACAAGCGCGACGGGGCUUCACUGGCGACAAACUGAAGGCCAUCGAAGAGGAGGUGGCGCGACUGUUGGCGGCAGGGUUGAUCCUCCCGGUCAAACACCCGAAGUGGUUGGCGAACGUGGUCCUGGUGAAAAAGUCUUCAGGGGCUUGGCGGAUGUGCGUCGACUACACAACAAUCAACAAAGUAUGUCCGGGAGACCCCUACCCCUUGCCGCGCAUUGACCAACUGAUCGACGCCACUGCCGACCACGAGACACUGUCUUUCUUGGACAUGUUCUCAGGAUAUCACCAAAUCCCAAUGUCGCGCGAAGAUGAGGAAAAAACGGCGUUCAUGACUCCCUUCAGAAACUUUUGUUUCGUUGGAAUGCCGUUCAGACUGAAGAACGCGGGCGCGACAUACCAAAGGAUGAUCUGUUCAGUGUUCUCACAACAGAGAGGGCGGAACAUCGAGGCCUAUGUGGAUGACCUCAUCGUCAAAACCAAGGCCGUCAACUCGCAUCUGGAGGACCUGCGAGAGACAUUCGAGGCGCUCCGCAAACACAGCCUCCGCUUGAACCCACUGAAGUGUGUUUUUGGAGCAGAAGCAGGGAAGUUUCUUGGGUUCAUGAUAACCAAGCGUGGCAUCGAAGUCGACCCAAAACAAAUCACGGCGGUCCAACAACUACGGGCCCCGAGGAGCGCAUUGGAAAUCCAAUCCCUGAAUGGCAAAAUAGCACCGCUGGGGAGAUUCAUACCAAGGUCAGCCGACAAGUGCGCGCCCUUCUUCAAAACACUCAAGAGCGGCACAAAGUUUGCAUGGACCAAGGAAUGUGAAGCAGCAUUCCAAGAGCUGAAAGCAUAUCUUGUAUCCCCUCCUGUAUUGACAGCUCCCAAGCUUAAUGAAAAGUUAUUCCUUUAUCUGGCCGUGUCGACGAGAGCCGUGAGCGCAGUCCUGAUAUCCAGAAGAAAUGAUAACACCGAACAACCUGUGUAUUAUACUUCGCGUACGCUAGUCAGCGCGGAAACAAGAUACUCUCCAAUAGAGAAAGCUGCCCUGGCAUUGGUAAGCGCGUCGCAGAAGUUGCGUCCCUAUUUCCAAGCGCAGCAGAUCACUGUCCUGACCAACCUCCCUCUAAAGAAAAUCCUAACUUCGAUGGAAGUGUCGGGGCGCAUGGUGAAAUCGGUGGUCGAACUAUCAGAGUACGAUAUCCAAUAUGCGCCGAGACCAGCAAUAAAAGCCCAAAUCCUAGCAGAUUUCAUCGCUGAAGGAGUCACCCUCGAAACAACACCAGAGGGGGUAUGGGAGGUUUAUGUCUACGGAGCGGCAAGUAAACAUGGUGCUGGCGCGGGGGUCGUCGUGCGCACACCCACAGGCGCCGUUCACGAGAUAGCAAUCAGAUUCAGAGCGUUGAAGACGAAUAACGCGUCCGAGUACGAGGCCAUCUUGGCGGGAAUGACCGCCGCCCACGAAUUGGGCGCAAGAACAAUAAGGGUACUCUUCGACUCCUCUCUGGCAGUCAACCAACUGAAUGGAGCCUUUGACGCAAAGGAAGACACCCUAGCGCAUUACAUGGAGCGUGUCAAGCUGCGGGCAGCCACCUUCGAGGUGGUAACUUAUGUGCAAACACCGAGAGAGGAAAAUGUGCACGCCGACGCGCUAUCCAAGCUAGCGACCGCCACCGACUUUGAGACAACUCGUCUCGUGUCGGUACAGAAGGAAGAAGAGGAAAAUCGCCAAGAAGUGGCGAUCAAUACCACCCAACUCAUGAACGGUGACUGGAGAACCCCAAUUGUGCGGUACUUACAAGACGGUACGAUACCGGAGGACGCUAAGGAGGCAUGGACUUUGAGGCAAAAGGCGGCCCGAUGCACACUCAUUGAAGGAGAACUGUACCGAAGGUCGUUCUCGGGUGUCUACCUAAAGUGCAUCGGACAAGAAGAGGCACGCGACAUGGUACGUGACAUACAUGAAGGGUUGUGCGCAAUGCACGCCGGCCCCCACAGUAUGGAGCGCACCAUUUUGUUGCACGGAUACUACUGGCCGCGAAUAAAAAAGGACACGAAUAAAUACGCGGACCAGUGCCACAGGUGCCAAGUCAACGCGCGUCAGCACCAUCUCCCAUCCACCGAGCUCCAAGACAACCUGAGCCCAUGGCCUUUCGCGCAAUGGGGAGUGGAUCUCUUGGGUCCCUUCCCAACAGCAAAAGGGAAGCGCAAAUACAUUAUUGUGGCAAUAGACUACUUCACCAAAUGGAUCGAAGCUGAAGCACUAGCCUCGAUAACGGCGCAACAGGUGACGCGCUUCCUGAAGAACAACAUCUUGUCGCGCUUUGGAGUCCCGAACGCGCUCAUCUUUGACCAUGGGAAGCAGUUUGACUGCGCGGAAGUGAUAGAUUUUUGCGACCAAGUGGGAACCAUUGCAAGGUUCGCAUCGGUAGCUUAUCCCCAAGCCAACGGCCAAGCGGAAUCCGCGAACAAAGUAAUCAUGCACGGCUUGCACACCCGCUUGAACGAUGCCAAAGAUAAUUGGGCUGACGAGCUCAACACAGUGCUAUGGGCGCACCACACCCCAUACAAAGUGGCAACGGGCGAAACCCCUUUCGCCCUUACAUACAGCACCGACGCGGUAAUUCCCAUAGAGACAACAGCCCCAACCUAUCGAAUCACGAGGUACAACGAAGAAACCAACGAUGAAGCGCGUUUGCUGGAGCUGGAGUUGUCACAGGAAAGGCGCGAGUUGGCAGCAAUCAAGCUGGCCGCAAUGAAAGAGCAGGUAGCCAAGUACCACAACGCGAAGCUGGUUCCACACAAGUUGAUCCUCGGAGACCAAGUACUACGGCGGAACUUCCGUCCCGAUCCCAAGCACGGAAAGCUCGCCUCAGUGUGGGAGGGUCCAUACCUAAUCCACGAAGUGAUCGGCGCCAGCACCUUCAAACUUAGCGAGUUGGGGGGCAACAAGAUACAAAGAACGUGGAACGCGCAAAAUCUCAGGAAAUAUCACCAGGCAACUUAAUAUGUAUUUUACUCGCUAUGGCGCUUUGCCGCAAAGGAAUGAAAAGCACUCAGAUCGCGAGAACAAAAAUUUGCAAUAGUCCAGCACUAUUCGCGCCCACUCAGUUCGCAAGAACAAACAUUAGCAAUAGUCCCGCACUAUUCGCGCCCACUCAGUUCGCAAGAACAAACAAUUAGCAAUUGUCCCACACUAUUCGCGCCCACUAAGUUCGCAAGAACAAAAAUAGCGAUAGUGAUGCACUAUUUGCGCCCACUCGAUUCCAAGGAACAAAUAAUAGCGACAGUCAUGA
Linum trigynum is the source of this 3953-nucleotide messenger RNA. The record is from the annotation of a GenBank genome assembly. NCBI's taxonomy places the organism in Eukaryota, Viridiplantae, Streptophyta, Magnoliopsida, Malpighiales, Linaceae.